GAAUACAAAUACAAUGUCAACAUUCAACCUUGAAGGCUCUUCUGGGCGGCACCAAGUUCGUUGAAUUUCUGUAUGAUUUAGGGGCCCGCUCUCUUCCUUCACAUGUUCUACUUUGAUGCACAUGCUGUUUCCUUCAACGGGCAGUCAAUGAUUGAGCAGAAUAUGCAUUGGUUGAUGCCAUCAUGCUUUCAAAAUCAAGCCACUCAACCAGAUUGUGCUCCAUUCCCCUUCUGCUUUAACUUGCCUGCAAUAAAAUGGCAUAUAAUCGACAUAUCUAGGUGUUACGGUUGCAUAUGUAUGUGGGAUGGGAGUGCAGUAGACUUUGUCUCUGAUAGACAAUUUCAGAGUGAAAUGCUCUGCUUGCGACAACUGUCAUGUUUUGGUAAUUUUCUUUUGUCAUUUUCUCCUUGUGCUCUUUGACCACUAUCCCUAUAAAUAUCCCAUUACUCUCCAAUUAUCACAUAACCCCUAAGAGAAGCAACAAUGGUGAUUCAGUCUAAUUCAAACCCACCUCUCUAUGACCAUCUUGGACAUCUUCUGAGCCUCAGCCACCCACUUGAAACAACAACAUGUAAUGCUGAUGGAGGAGGGGGAGGACUUGAGCAGGAAUGUCAACUUCCAUUGAUAGACCUCAGUGGCCUAAACAGCCCUGAUGAGAAGGAGAAGUUAGCUUGCGCUGCAGCCAUUUGUCGAGCUUCGUCAGAAUGGGGUUUCUUUCAAGUGAUAAACCAUGGCAUAAGCCCUGAAUUGCUAAAGAAGAUGACGAAAGAACAGCAGUUGCUGUUUGAAACAUCUUUUGAAACCAAAACAACUUGUGGUCUUCUUGAUAAUUCCUACAGGUGGGGGAAUCCAACAGCUAUUACUCCAAAACAAUUCUCAUGGUGUGAAGCUUUUCACAUCCCUCUCACUAAAAUUUCUGAAGAAUCCUGCUAUGGAGACUUCACCUCUCUAAGGAUAGUGAUGACAGAAUAUGCAGCAGCAAUGUCAAAGUUGUCAAGGCUACUUGCAACAAUUCUAACUGAAAAUUUAAGCCAGAAAAGGGGAGAAAUCAAUGAGAUUUGCGACGAAAGCAGUUGCUUUCUAAGGUUGAAUCACUACCCAGCAUGUCCAUUAUCUCCAGAGAUAUUUGGAUUAGUUCCUCAUACAGACAGUGAUUUUCUUACAAUUCUUCACCAAGAUGAAGUUGGUGGACUUCAACUCAUGAAGGAUUCCAGAUGGGUGGCUGUAAAUCCUAUUCAAGAUGCUCUUAUUGUCAACAUUGGUGAUCUUUUCCAGGCAUGGAGCAAUGAUACAUACAAGAGUGUGGAGCACAAGGUGAUGGCAAAUGGAAUGAUGGAAAGAUACUCAAUUGCUUACUUCUUAUGCCCUUCUUAUGAUACCUUAAUUGGAAGCUGCAGAGAGCCUUCUGUUUAUAGAAAGUUUACUUUUGGAGAGUUCAGGAAACAAGUUCAAGAAGACGUAAAGAAAACUGGGCACAAAGUAGGCCUUCCAAGAUUUUUGCAGACAGAAUAAUAAAGAAGAAGAAGAACAGUUUUGGACGUUCAACCUCAAACAAAAUUCAAGACCAAGACCAUGCCGCUUUGUAAUUAUCAAUACACCAAAACAGCUGAGAAAAAUACACAUAAAAAACCACACAACUCUUAUUGUAUGUAUGCCAUAUUUGUUCUUCUCUGUCCAGUUAAGUAUAUGAAUGAAUAUUUAAGAGAGAAAAGUAAUAAUGAUAAUGUCAUAGAUUCUGCUCU
This is a messenger RNA of Mangifera indica (mango), 1742 nucleotides long. Its product is annotated as gibberellin 2-beta-dioxygenase 6-like. Gene Ontology annotation, molecular function: dioxygenase activity. The transcript is spliced from 3 exons. NCBI's taxonomy places the organism in Eukaryota, Viridiplantae, Streptophyta, Magnoliopsida, Sapindales, Anacardiaceae. Bases 484 to 1512 code for a protein of 342 amino acids. The record is from RefSeq and is a predicted model, not a curated record.